UUUAGGCUAACCAACGAAAUAGAUAAUUGAAAGUCGAAGUCAGUUCGAUUUACUAGUUCUACUGUAAAAUUAUUGUGAAUAUUUAUAUCAAUAUUUUGAAUUGGAUAUAAUUUGAAUUUUUGAAUAUUUUCUGUGUGCAUAACUUAUAAUAUAUUCAUAUAAAUUCAUAGUAUUCAUGAAAAAUUGCUUUAUUAUCUACAACUCUAAUCAUAACCUUAAUGAUGCUGGGAUUGAAAGUGUUGUUUAGAAUACCGGUUCGAUUAAUUUCAAAAACUGGGUAUCCCUUAACAAGUUCACUGCGAAAAUUUCCUACUGUUGAGUGCCAUCAUCAUUUAGUCAAAAAUCAAUUUCGUCACUUUAGUGAAGAUACGACAGCUAAUAAAUAUGAAAAUGAAAAUCCACCAUCACGACAACAAAUUGGUAAAAUAGAAGGCAGACUUCUGGUUGAAUUCACUUGUAAAAAAUGUAAUUUCCGAUCAUCUAAAACAAUUACGAAGUUAGCUUACAAAAAAGGUGUCGUAAUUAUUCGGUGCGAUGGCUGUCAAAACAAUCAUCUUAUUGCUGACAACUUGGGCUGGUUUGGCACCAACGACAAACCUCAGAAUAUUGAGAAAAUUAUGGCGAUGAAAGGUGAAACUGUCAGAAGAAUAACGAAAUAUGGCAAUGACACUUUGGAAGUAGUUGAGAAUCAAGAAGUAUUAGAUACUAAGUCUGUAAAUAAAGAAUAACAAUACUGUUGAAUAAAUAAAAUAUACAUGUGAUACUUUUUUGUAAAUUUUUUUAUCUGUAGAUUUUAAUUUCAUAGAAAUCCAGCUGAGCUUUUGUAUUCUUGAGUAUCAAAUUAUUAUAAAUAAACUUAUGAUUUUGA
Microplitis mediator is the source of this 868-nucleotide messenger RNA. Its product is annotated as DNL-type zinc finger protein-like. The transcript has a single exon. Gene Ontology annotation, cellular component: mitochondrion. NCBI's taxonomy places the organism in Eukaryota, Metazoa, Arthropoda, Insecta, Hymenoptera, Braconidae. The record is from RefSeq and is a predicted model, not a curated record. The coding region runs from base 219 to 728 and encodes 169 amino acids. Gene Ontology annotation, biological process: protein stabilization; protein import into mitochondrial matrix; protein folding. Gene Ontology annotation, molecular function: protein-folding chaperone binding; zinc ion binding.